Molecule: messenger RNA, 762 nt
Organism: Phytophthora nicotianae INRA-310
Lineage: Eukaryota; Oomycota; Peronosporomycetes; Peronosporales; Peronosporaceae
Exons: 1
Coding region: 1-762 (253 amino acids)
Source: RefSeq, a predicted model, not a curated record
AUGAACCUACAAGCUCUUGCCACGCUCUUCGCAGCACUGGUCACCUGUGCUAUUGCAACCGUCGAUCAUGACAAAAUCCAGCCCUUUCCUCAACCCGAACCGGUCACAAUUUCUGAAAAAGCUGCCAUCAAGUUCAAGCCACAACUGUACAUCCCAGAGGGCGUGUGCGUGUCGUAUCCUGCUGUGAAUGAUGCCGGUGAAACCACUGGAGGUCUCAAGGGUUCGAAUGGCAACGACGCGUGCAAGUCUGCCCCUUUAGGGUCCCAGGUCUAUGGUCGAGCUGGGUGGUAUAAGGAUGUAUGGGCCAUCAUGUACGCUUGGUACUUCCCGAAAGGUUUUUGGGUUGGUUUCCCUACACGUCGCCAUGACUGGAAGAGUGUCGUUGUGUGGAUCGACAAUCCCGAUCUGGAGGUGCCUAAGAUCGUAGGAGUCUCCAUGUCCAAGUCCGACACAAAGUACGACAAGCGGCUCGAACUGUUCGCAUCCGAUUUUGCCGGUUUCCAAAUGAUGGGCCAGGGACGCUUUCGCACUUACACCUAUGGUUCCAACACGUCUCUCCGCUUUGGAUAUCAGAUGGAGCUGGGCUCCCCGUAUUUGAAUUUUGGCGUUAGGGAUGGCGAGUACCAGGACUUGAUCAUGUGGGAACAGCUCACGGACGCGGCUCGCGCUGCUUUAAAUGACGACAACAAUUUUGAGAAAGCGGAGGUUCCGUUCAGUGACGAACACUAUGAAGACCACUUGGACAAGGCAUGGCCGCUCUAG